AUGGCUAGCCAGGGUGUCAACGUGAGUCGCCAUCCCCCGAAAGGGCCGACACGCUCGCCCCCCCAAAUUGCGAAAUCGGAUGUUAACCACCCAUCCCAAUUGCAGGUCCUCCGCUACUCCGCCCUUGUGGCUGGUCUCGUCUACGGUGUUUACCACCAGUCCUCCAUUAACUCCCAGGCCAAGCGCGCAGAGAUCGAGCACGAGUACACCCGCAAGGAGCGCCUGAUCGAGCAGGCUAAGGCCGAGUGGAAGAAGAAGACCCAGCCCCAAGAGGCCCAGACACAAGUCUCUGGAUUGAUUACCGAUCCCGAGAACCCCAAGUUCGACCUCGAGGCCUUCCUGCAGGCCAAGGCGGCCGCCAACCCUUAA
Penicillium argentinense is the source of this 369-nucleotide messenger RNA. RefSeq names its product ATP synthase subunit e. Gene Ontology annotation, biological process: proton motive force-driven ATP synthesis. The transcript is spliced from 2 exons. The record is from RefSeq and is a predicted model, not a curated record. Lineage: Eukaryota; Fungi; Ascomycota; Eurotiomycetes; Eurotiales; Aspergillaceae. Gene Ontology annotation, molecular function: proton transmembrane transporter activity. Bases 1 to 369 code for a protein of 122 amino acids.